Lagenorhynchus albirostris (white-beaked dolphin) is the source of this 2208-nucleotide messenger RNA. RefSeq names its product maestro heat-like repeat family member 5. The record is from RefSeq and is a predicted model, not a curated record. Lineage: Eukaryota; Metazoa; Chordata; Mammalia; Artiodactyla; Delphinidae. Gene Ontology annotation, cellular component: cytoplasm.
AUGGCCGACAGGACCUCUUUAGCCAGGUUCCAGAGCCCCAGAAUCUCCUCCCACAUCUCUGAAUCCACGAAGAACCAGUCUUACAUAAAUGUGCCUCAGGAUUCUGCCCCCAGGGACAGAUGGAUGCAGCCCACCACCGUCCUGCUCUGCAAGUCACAGAGCAGCCAGGCCGCCCUGGUGCCCAAGGAACACAAGACACUCAUGGAGGAAGCCUACAGCGCAGCCAUCUGCUUCAAGACGCUCCGGGACCUGAAUAGUUCAGACCCCCUCCACCUGAAGUACGUCAGAAAAAUCAAGAACGUGGCUCACGGGGACCCCAAUCUGGUGCUGGAAAAUCAUGACUACUUUGUAGACAACCUGGAUCUAUGCAUGUCGGCCUUCCUCGGUCUCAGUUUUCUAUCGAAAAACCGGGUGGAUGGUAGCCGUCCUGCCCACCAAACCAGACCACUCUUCCUUUCUGCCCGCACCCGGGAGCUGGAGGAGGGCUACCGGGAUGCGGCCAGCAACGUGCUGGUGGCCACUGGCAGGCACUGCUGGCGGCUGGUGGCCCAGCACCUGGAGACUGAGGUCCUGUCGGGCGUCCUCCCGCACCGCAACCUCCUCUACGUGAUGGGCAUCCUGACCUCUAACGAGGAGAUCUUCAAGGAGAGAGAGAAGGCUUGCUGGGAAGAGCAGCUGGCCCAAAACUCGGAGGACAUGCGGUGGAGGUGGGCGAGCAUCAUCCUGGCCCGUGGCCAGAGGGCGGACAAGGCCAAGACCCGCAUCCUCCCGUGGGUGGACAACGUCUUGUCACGGAUGGUUUUCUUCUUCCACUACAACUCCUGGGACGAAACCCUGAAGCAGAGCUUCCUCAUGGCCAUCCUCAUGCUGGUGGGGGCUGUCAGCCGCAACGAGGGCGCCCAAAGUUACGAGCUCUCCCAGGUCUCUGAGCUCUUCGAGUGUCUGAUGCUUCUGAUGGAGAAGGAGCCCCAGGACACGCUGUGCGCGUCGACUCGCCACCAGGCCAUCCACAUCACCUCCAGCCUCUGCACGUCGCUGGAGGCGCUGAAGAGCCUGCUGCCCGCCACCGGGCACUGGCAGGACUUCGCCCACCUGGAGCUGCAGGGAGCCUGACUCUUCGCCACCACCCACACCGACCCGCAGGGCAUGGGCCUCCUCGCCAGGGCCAUGGUGCAGAGCCGCUGCAAGCAAGUCACGGCGCUGAUCACCCAGCUGCUACCCAGCCUGCAGAGCCAGGAGCAGCGGGGGAGGAGGGCAGCCAUCGUCAUCCUCACGGGGACCUGCUUCCUCUACAGCCCUGCCCUGCUGGAGGUGCUCCCCAAACAGGCCGCCCUGACCAUGCUGGCCCAAAGCCUCAGGGACCCCAGCCCUGAGGUCUGCGUGCUGAGCCUGUAGGUCCUGGGAAACAUCCUCUUCCACCCAGAGAAGGGACGCCUGCUCCGUGGACUGCUGCCGCCCUUCCUCGACGGCUUCUUCCACAGCAGCGAGCCGGUGGUGGUGCGCGUCAUGGGCACCGUGACGGACGUGCUACACCGCCUGGGCGCACACAGCACAAAGGCCCAGAGCCUUGGCAUCGCCAUCAACGCCCACUCCUUCUCCGACGACGAGAGGGAUGGAGUCCAGGCAACGGCCAUGGCACUGUUCGGGGAGCUGGUGGCAUCAAUGACAGGCAGAAAGCUAAGUGGCCUGAGAACCCAGGUGCACCAGAGCAUGGUGGCCCUGCUCCUGCACCUGAAGGACAGCUGCCGGGCCAUCGUCACGCGCCUGGCCUGCAGUCGGGGCUCAGGUUGUUCGUUGCACUUGCUGAGCUAUGGGCUGAGCCCUACUGUGUACCAGCCCGUGCCCCACGCCAGGCCACUAAGACGCAGCUUGGCCUUCCUGGAGCUCCCAGAGGCCCGGGAGAUGGACACGAGUGACAGGCGUGCUCCCCAGAUGAGCCACAGCCAGGAGGGGCUCAGCGUCCCCUUGGCACAGGCCCUCGGCUGCCUGCACAGCCGCUGUCGGCACAUCGAGACCUGGGCAGCGCUCUUCGUGGGUUAUACCAUCUGCCACCACCCCCAGGCCGUGUCCCAGAUGGUCACGCGGGGCUGAGAGGGGGUGGGGAAGGGGACUUUUGAGGAUCUUAAGAAUGACCCAGAGCCCAGCACCCAAGAACCUGCCACCAGGCAGUCCUCCUUCCUUCAGCAGAUGGCAGCCGGACCGCGCUGA